Molecule: messenger RNA, 1159 nt
Organism: Alligator mississippiensis (American alligator)
Lineage: Eukaryota; Metazoa; Chordata; Crocodylia; Alligatoridae
Gene: C15H1orf56
Product: chromosome 15 C1orf56 homolog
Exons: 2
Coding region: 76-1047 (323 amino acids)
Source: RefSeq, a predicted model, not a curated record
GCCGCCCCGCCCGCCCGCCCGCCCGCCAACGACCCGCAGGUUCGAAGGACGCGGCCCGGCCCGGCUCGGCCCAGCAUGGGGCUGCCCCGCGCCCGCCUGGCCCUGCUCCUGGCACUGCCCGUAGCCUGGGCGCUGGCCCGAGCGGGACGCGACCUGCCCACGGACCGGCCCGUCACGGCCGCCGCCCAGUCGGUGCCCGCCACGCCCAGCGCCAUGGCCAGGCCGGGCUCCCUGGCCACGCUGGCUGCUGGCCUGGCCAAAGCGGAUACCCUGGUGGCUGCGAGCAGGCGGGCGGUGGCCACGGACCCGGCCAAAGUGGAUGCCACGGUAGCCAUGAGUAAGCGGGCGGUGUCCGCGGGCCCGACCAAGGCAGGUACCACGGUGGCCGUAAGCAAGCAGGCGGUGGCCACGGGCCUGGCCACAGUAGCCAUGAGCAAGCGGGCGGUGGCCACAGGCCAGACGGAGGCGGACGCCACGGUGGCCGUGAGCAAGCGGGCAGUGGCUGCGGACCUGACAGAGGCGGACACCACGGUGGCCGUGAGCAAGCGAGCGGUGGCUGCGGACCUGACGGAGGUGGACGCCACGGUGGCCGUGAGCAAGCGGGCGGUGGCCCCGGGCUUGGACACGGCCGUCACGCCGGGCGCAGAGGCCACCCUGUCGGUGGGCGACCCCGGGUACCAGUGGCAGCCGUGGGGGCAGUGGUUCUGCAACUGCGAGGCUGGCAGCAUGGCACGGGUGCGGGACGUGAACUACACGGUGCCCGACGUGGUGCUGGCCCCUGACGACCUCAAUGCGCUGCGCUUCCAGCGCGUGCCCUGCAAGUACCGGCAGUGCCCCUGCAGCCGCCAGAGCCUCCAGUGCGCCGGCAAGGAGCUGACGUGCGAUGCACCCAGGCCCUACCUGUGCGCCGUGCGUGACAUCCGGGAGGCCCAGUACCACGAGUCGCAGCGCUUCUGGCGCCACAUCCGCAGCCAGCUGCGCGACCUGUGGGACAACGUCCGCCGGGCCUUCAUCCAGGAAAAGGCGCACAGCCACAAAGAGAGCUGAGGCCGUGCCCCAUCUCGAGGACACCGCAACGGCCCUGGCAUCCGCACAUGGCAGUCACGCCAGCCAUGCUGGCAACUCCAGAGAUAUUUAAGAGUAAAGGUUGUUUUCAAGG